This is a messenger RNA of Camelus dromedarius (Arabian camel), 3180 nucleotides long. It is a transcript of the gene ZNF114, whose product is annotated as zinc finger protein 114. Gene Ontology annotation, molecular function: DNA-binding transcription repressor activity, RNA polymerase II-specific. The transcript is spliced from 4 exons. Lineage: Eukaryota; Metazoa; Chordata; Mammalia; Artiodactyla; Camelidae. The record is from RefSeq and is a predicted model, not a curated record. Gene Ontology annotation, biological process: negative regulation of transcription by RNA polymerase II. The coding region runs from base 336 to 1655 and encodes 439 amino acids.
GAGGCUCUACCCGCGCUAGCAGGUCCGGCUGGCUCCAGGAUCAGGAGUGUCUGGGGAGAAAGUUCUGCAGGAAAUGCGAAUCUGUUGGGGGUGGGGCCAGUCCCUGGGCUCCGGGAGGUUUCCCGGGGGCGGGCAAGGGUCCCGGUCUCGGGAUCCCUUCCUGCUUGGCCCCUCCUCCUCCUCCUCCUCCUCCCCUUCCUUAAGCCGUCCAUUUUGAGGAGAGGGGUCUGGAAGCAGUAUUAUUUUUGCAGUUCCAUCCCUCCCGUCUGCUGCCCUGCAACCGUCUAGCACCGGAAUGAGCACUUGGGACACGUCUAGGAGCCGGUGCUGGUGAAAUGGACUCGGUGACCUUCGAAGACGUGGCUGUGAACUUCACCAAGGAGGAGUGGACCCUGCUAGACCCCGCCCAGAGGAAACUCUACAGAGACGUGAUACUGGAGAACUGUAGGAACCUGGCCUGCGUGGAUUGGGCAACUCGACAGAAAACCAAAGACUCAAUCCUUCAGCAGGACAGCCUUGCUAAAAAGACCUUUCAUGAAGUGAACAGAGCGUGUCUGGCCAGCAGCAGUUCCCAGAUCUCCGAGUUAGGAGGAGACUGGAAGUACCACCCAGUAGAGGAGCCGCGGGAGCAGAGGGGGCAAAAGCUGAAGCAAGUUGCAGCCUCCCACGGGAAAGGUGAGUCCCCAGGUGGAGUCUGUGAAACAAGGGACAGCUCUGAAUCUGGCCCAAAGCUUAUACCUUCACAGGAAGAGUCCACAAGAAAACGGACCCCCACGCAUGACUCCAAUAUUUUGAAACAAAUUCUUGUCUUAAAUCAAAAAAUCUAUGAAAACAAUGAAUAUGACGGAGUCUUGUGGCAAAACAUCCCAUUGGUUCCACGUGCAAGAACUCAGACGGAGCUGGGGUCAAACAGACAGAUCGACAAUCAGAACGGUGUACUUCGUUUGCGUAAUGAAAUGCAUACGGGGGUUAGCGUUCAUGAAUUCAUUCCACGUGGAAAAAAAGCCUUAGGUGAAGACACUUCCCUCGGGACACACAUGACUCACAAGAAAGAGAAAAGUCAUGACUCUCAUCAGGAUGAAAACAGCUUCCAAAAUAACUCCCUCUGGGCUGUGCAGGUGCAACCCUGCAUGGCAGAGACAAAUAAUGAGAAUAGUCAAAGGGGAAAACCAUUUGCCCGUGUUCCAAGUUCUGAUUCACACAGGAGAACUUCGAUGGGAGGGAAAAGCUAUAAAUGUGGCGAUUGUGGGAAAGCCUUUGUGUAUCAGGCAUCCCUGAAGAGACACAUGGAAAUUCACACCGGAGAGAAGCCCUAUGAAUGUAAGGACUGUGGGAAAGCCUUCAGGUAUUUCUUACACCUUAAUAAACACUUAAGAAAUCACAUCAUGAAGACCUUUGAAUGUAAGGAAUGUGGGAAGACCUUCAAUAAGUCCUCAAACCUUAAUGAACAUACGAGGAUUCACACUGGGGAGAAACCCUACGUAUGUGAGGAAUGUGGAAAAGCCUUCAUUAAGUCCACAAGGCUUAAUGAACACAUAAGGAUUCACACUGGAGAGAAACCCUACAAAUGUGUGGAAUGUGGAGAAGGGUACAUUAGUUCUUCAAGACUUAAAAACCACCUGAAGACUCACAGUGGAGAGAGGCCCUGUGGAUGAUAAGGAUGUGGGGAAACCUUCAUUAAUUUUCUCAGAAAUACUGGCAUAAGGAAGACAUCUUGGAAGGGAGCUCAGUGAGAUCACAAACAUGGAAAAGUCUUCCCUGAACUCUUGGAUGCUACAGAAAUGGAAGGAUUCACCUGUUUUAAAUUCAAAGAAACCCUGUGAAAAGAAGGUCUGUGGAAUGUUUUUCAUCGACAUUCAUCUUUAGUAGACGCCUGCCUUCACCCUGGAGAGAAACCCCAUGGAUCUAAGGAAUAUGGAAAAGCUUUCAGUGUUGUCGCAACCUUACAGUCUCUAUAAGCACUCACACUGCAGAGACCUCUCUGGGGAGUAAGCCAUGUAGGGAAAGCCUCCUUAACGUUAAACACUCAUCCCUUAACAUCACUCAUGAGACCACACCCCGGACAGAGACCCUCAUCAUGGCAGAUGUGAGAAAGCUUUUAGUUCUCUCUUCACUCACAGGGCACAAGUAGGAGAGAAACGUGGUAAAUGUUACAACUGCUGUCAUUCUCACUGUCUUAGCCUUCGGUCGGAACUGAACUUCAUUCUUUUCCAUUUUUUCUUUCCUAAUAAAAUCCUGUGAGGUAAUGACUACCCUUCUGUGGACCCUUUCAGCUCUGCCGUGUGAAUUUUGAUGCACAAGAGCUUCAUUACAAUUUGCUUACAUAUCACCUCACCCACACGAAGCCCUGUUUGAGCUGCAUUUAAUUUAGACUCGGGUUUACGAAGCUCCGUGGCACCACUACUGCCAAUUUGUUGUUAUGGGUCAUGAUUCGACUACAUAAUGGUCAGGGUGUGUGAUCUUUAUGAUACUGAUUGAGGAACUUGUCCCGACUUUGAUUUUGGUCUCAUGUGAAGAUUCUGUCAUUGGCCAUAUCCAUUCUUAUCUUCUUUACUAAGGGAACAUAGAUUUGUUUUUGUUUUUGUUUGGGGGUGGUUCCUUUUUGGGGGGUAAUUAGGUUUAUUUAUUUAUUUUAACUGAGGUACUGGCGAUUGAACCCAGGACCUUGUGCAUGCUGAGCACACGCUCUGCUACUGAGCUCUACCCUCCCCCCUGAACUGUACUCACCCCCCUCCUUGUGGUCCCACUGUUUAUGUUUUUAAAUGCAUUUCUCGGGCUUUAUAACUGAUGGUGAGCAGAGCUUAUAGCCCUGGCCAAUGAGGAGGGCAGAAUUCACUAGUUUGGAUUCCUACAGAGCUGUUGGAAAGGUCAGUGUGUCCUUUACGCUUUUUCUCUUAAUCACGUUCCCUUUUCUCUCUUUCCUUGUUUCUUUCUGGAAAUUGGGUGAUAUCCCCUGAGUUAGCACAAACAACUCCAGGAUCUUUGGAAUGAAGGUCAUGGUCCCAGUAACACUACCCUCAAAUAAAAGAUUUCUCAGUCUCCAAUGGCCUAUUUUGCGAUGUCCAUGGCUGUAACUGACUGUAUUUCUAGAUUUAUUAUAUGAAGUAAACCCCUAAUUUUGUUAAGAAGCAUUUUAUAACUCAGAGUUAACUGUGAAACAAUAAACUUAGUGUGUGCCCA